Pectinophora gossypiella (pink bollworm) is the source of this 3905-nucleotide messenger RNA. RefSeq lists its product as uncharacterized. The record is from RefSeq and is a predicted model, not a curated record. Gene Ontology annotation, molecular function: microtubule binding. Gene Ontology annotation, biological process: microtubule cytoskeleton organization. Bases 1 to 3522 code for a protein of 1173 amino acids. The transcript is spliced from 9 exons. Gene Ontology annotation, cellular component: cytoplasmic microtubule; cilium. Lineage: Eukaryota; Metazoa; Arthropoda; Insecta; Lepidoptera; Gelechiidae.
AUGCAACUGCCCGAACAACCUCCGCCGCCGCUCGCUCCUCUCUGGGACCGGGUCCUCCGCGCCCGGGCUCUGCCCCCCGACCUCGACGUAGAACUCCUCUACAUAGCCAUCAGAGAUCGUCUCACACACCCUGAGUGGGAAGUACGCCUGCACGCGCUCAGAGUCCUCGCCGAUUUGCUCCCACUCUCCGGUAAUGCCCUGUCAUUCCCGUUCGAUCAAGUCGUCGACAAUCUGGGCCACAGCUCCCCGAACGUGCGAAAAGCUGCCCUAGAUGCCCUGAAAGUGUUCUGCUCCCACUGCGAGGACCCCGAUUGCGCCGCCCGCGCCAUCAUAGACAAGUGCUCCUACCACAACAUUCGGCCGCACUCCGCGAAUCUUGACACAAAAGUUAACGUUAUCACCGGACUCAUCCUCUCUAUACCUUCAGUGAUGGGGAUUUUGAAACGGAGAAACCCUGAUCUUGACAUUUUCCCGAUAUUUGAAGUUCUGGGAGAUAAACUAUUUGAUAAGAUACACAAAGAUGUAGCUCAGAGAUCUUUAUUGAAACUUCGAAGAGUUUGUGGGGCGAGAGAUUAUGUGAACUUUCUCUCGAAAUUAGAUCAGAAAGUCCAAGAGAAGUUUCGUCACCUCUGUGAAACUUACGACGAAGACUCGAUGGAUGUGUAUUAUGCUCCGAGAAAAUCGUAUCGAGAGAGUGGCCAGCAGCUGGUGAAGAUCAACCACGUGUUCAACAGUCCGCUCUCUACUCCUCUUAAAAUAUCUACUGAUAGUUCAUCUGAGGAAUCGUUCGUUCACAUACCAUACUAUAGUAAUAAUUUUGGUAGAGUCAUAAUCGAGACUGAAAUUAAAUUUGACUCGGAUACGGCGAUCACUAUGACCGUUUUAGAAGAGAAUGAGACGCAGAGUGAGAAUACCACCGCGAGUGAGGAAGACUGUGAUAGUUCUGAUAGGAAUAUGUUAAAGUAUAGUGACGGAGAUUCGGAAGAUACCGAUGUAGUGGUGAAGAAAGUGCGUUUCGGAGGUGAAAGUAUCAAAAUAAGGACUCCAGAUAGCGAGAAUCAAGUGACGAGUGAAGAUGAUAAUAUUUCUACUUCUAGUAAAGGAACGGCAAUUGAAAAUGAUAAUAUAGAGGAGGUGUCAACGCAGGUAACUCCAGUUAUAGUGAAUAAAAUGAAUGAGAUUAAACGGGAGGCGCCUGAGAGAUUGAAGCCGGUGAAAAAGAGCGGUAUACCACUGCCAGUUAUUCAGACCAAGACACGUAAGCCUCAAGUUAUAGCAACUUAUAGCAAAGUGAAAUUAAAAUCAAAAUCGUUGAGUGAGUUAUACGACUAUUUUAAGGCGAAGAAUGAGAUAGAUGAGGGGAGGUUGAAGGAGGGCACAGGAUUCGCCCUUACAUUGACCGAGUCUCCAGAGAAGGUGCCUAGUCCCGUGGAGCCCCACAGGGAGGUGGAGGUGCUUCACAAUUUGCAAAGGAGUCCAGUUGUAUCUCCGAAGAGGAAACAGACGCGGCUGCAUUUAGAACAUGACGGCUUCGUGUUGAACCUGUUGGCGUCAUCCCCGCGAGCGGAGGCGGACUUAUUGUCUCCGCGUCCUCCAUCCCCCCUGCGGGCGCGCUACGACUGGGAGGAGAUCGGUAUAGUUCCACAACACGUAGCUGAUCAGCUUCAUAACACGGAGAACUGGAUAGCGGCAGUGAAGGCGGCGGACCACCUGCACAGCACUCUCCUGGAUGUUGAGAGCGUCAGGAGAGUGGAGCCUCAUGCCACCUCGCUGGUCCAACACAUGUGGGCGUUGAGUGAUGCGGUGACAGCAGCAAGAGCCCCGGCGGAGGGCGCAGUCUGCGCGCUGCUCCGGAGCGCCAGCAACGACUGUGCUCGCGAUAUUCUACCAGCCCUGGUGUCCCGCAUGGCCCGGGAGCCCCUGCCCGCAGCCCUGCCUCAUGCCCUGCUGCAGAGACUCGCCCUGCAUCACCUAGUCGACCUGGUGUUCGAUCCUGCUAUGAUUGGGGUGACUGGAGACGUAGACAGAGUCCAGAACGCUCAGCUCCGAGCCACCAUGUGUCUCGCUAGGGCGGCGGGUCCUGCAGCGGUCCUCUCUGCAGUCAGGAGACGACUCGCUGGCACCGCGAGGGCUGACGUCUUCUGCAAUAAGCUAAGAGAGCGACUUAGCAGACCGACGGAGAAUAUAAAACCGAUUCAUAUAACCAGGAGUUCUCAGCUGCCAGUCCCGGUGAGACGCCGAGCGCGGUCCACCCCGCCCCCCGCAGCUCCUCUGCCUCCCAGGAGGCUACGACCACUGCCCGAUUCUGCUCCACUGCCAAGUAUCACUCAACCAGGGAGAGAUUACGUGCUGAAAAGACUGUCUCCUAUACCCCUGAGCGACAAAGACUCGAGCGCCUUCACGAGUUAUGAAGACGAAAAGAAGCCUUUGGACGAAGAGAAAAAAUCUCUAGAGAGUGUCGUCUUUGGCGAAAUCACUCAAAUUGAUAUUCCCGCAGAUGAAGUCGACGAUGCACCGCCGCCGCCGCGGUCGCCGUCCAUUAAAGUAGAAGAUUACUCGGAGAAGUCGAACCCAUCGAUACGAAGCGUUGAGGAUCAACACCACCAGGACAAUGUCUCCAACGAAUUCGGAUCUCAAAAAUCACUCAACACGGAAGUUCAGCAUUCAGGCGGAACUCCGGUUAACAGACCUCGGAGCAGAAAAUCUUUACAGAGUCCAAUACCAGCGAAAAGCAGAAGCACAUCUCCUAGUCCAGUAAAAAGUUUGAAAAGCGGUAACUUGACACCGGAGCCGAUUAGUGACGUGUACGAUGAUCAACCGCUGCCGUGCGAGAGGGACGUUCGCAACGCUCUGUCGGAGUGCAUAAUCCCGGCGAAACACGAGGACUGGGAGGUGAUAGUGAACAGUUUGGUAGAGGCAGAGCGGCUGGCGGUGGACCCGUCAGCGCGCGCGCCGGCUGCGAGCUGGCGAGCCGUGGUGCGCUCCGCGUCAGGCCACGUGCGCUCGCUCCGAUCUAGAGUUGCGAGGACCGCGUGCUCUACGCUCGGUGCGUUAUUCGAACAUCGCGGCCGCGUGCUUGAUCCCGAACUAGAAGACGCCGCUACUGCUCUACUGGAGCGAUGCGCUGAUGUGAAUAGAUUUUUAAGAGCCGAUGCAGCAUCGGCGUUGGUUCGCAUGGGUUAUGGAAGUAAUAGUGCUCGAGCGGCUGUAGCGCUGGCGCGACGUGGGGCAUCGCACCGCGCGGGCCCCGUGCGGGCCGCCGCGGCUCAAGCGUUGGCUAAACUAGUUGAGCACAAUGGCCCCGGGAGGAUCCUCGACAUGCCUCCGGAGCCCCGCACUAUACUGUUGAGGGCGUCCGGUGAGCUGCUCGGGGACGCGAGCCCUGAGGCCCGCGUCCACGCCCGACAGCUGUGCCUGGCUUUGUCCGAAGACGUCCGCUUCCACCCGAUGCUUAAAGACGCAAUGCUGCCGUCGCGCUAUCGAGCUAUUGAGAAAUUCGUCGAUAAACUACGAUGUCGAUGAAGUUUUAGGGGAAUGAAAUCACAGCUUCCGUCCGGUGUGAUCAAAACUUUGGUUUAAAUUGUGUUUAUGUAAAGUGUACCCAUGUAUUGUUUGACUGUUUUGGAUCAGUGAAUUUCUAGUAAGAAGUAAAACUUAUUACGGGAGUGAUUAAUUUUACUACAAUGUAAUGACUUAUUCUUUACAUUUUAAUAAUACUACCUGACUUAUUGUACUCAGGUAUUGUUAUUUCACGAAUUUAUGACUGAAUUGUGCGAAAGGUAUUUUUGUAGAGGUAGAUAAAAUUUAAAGCAAACUGUUAUCCUCCAACGGAGCGAACUUUCUAUAAAUCAUUUAUGUUGUAAUGACAUGCGGUUUAUAAAAUUUUAAUAGUAAUUAAUUAUAAA